Messenger RNA from Triplophysa rosa, 2898 nucleotides. RefSeq names its product receptor activity-modifying protein 3-like. Gene Ontology annotation, cellular component: signaling receptor complex; cell surface; membrane. Gene Ontology annotation, biological process: intracellular protein transport; cellular response to hormone stimulus; G protein-coupled receptor signaling pathway. Gene Ontology annotation, molecular function: coreceptor activity. Lineage: Eukaryota; Metazoa; Chordata; Actinopteri; Cypriniformes; Nemacheilidae. The transcript is spliced from 6 exons. Bases 1218 to 1796 code for a protein of 192 amino acids. The record is from RefSeq and is a predicted model, not a curated record.
AAACGCUGAAGUUGCUUUGGUCAGCAAAUUGUCUUAAUUGUGUUUCUGCGUUUGCUCUGACUAUGGUUUCUAUUUGUGGUGUUGUAUAUUUUUACUUGCAUUCAUACCUGAAUAUUACUUUUUAACAGAAUGUUUACUUAUAUUGUUCAUUUUUUGCAUUUUAUUAUUGGAUAUUUGUUGGCCAUGUAUAUUCAUUUUAUGCCUCAGAACAGGUUCACAAAAAAGAUAUGAAAUGUUUUUAAUACUGGAUUAACACGUUCACUUGCUCCGGAUAAGCCUGUAAAGGUAUAAAAAAUGCAUUUAACAUACGAAAUGCAUUUUCCAGAUUUCAAAAUGAAAAAGCCUCUUACACAUCUUCAGUCCAGAUACACUGCAGCAUUUUGUUUCUUAUUGAGACCAAAAAAAGUGAAUACAUGAACACGCGUGUCCAAAACAGCUGGAAAAGUGUUCCUUAAAACAUAUUGUGUGAUAAUUAUUUUGUCUGGAUGCUCUGAUUAUAAAUCAUUUACUUUAACCACUACAGUAUACACUAUACAUUUAACAAAACCACUUUGUUUGUUCUUGAAGAAAAUGCAUUUAAACACAGCAGGAUAUGUGCGGGUCUGAGGGCAAUAACGUCUUUUUAAUAUCUUCCUUUUCUUCCCAAAUACAACAGCACAACUCUUAUACACCUGCUAACCACAAGUUAUGAGGCAGCUCACACCAAACCAAACUCUCGCCAAAUAUAUGACUAGACUCGUGACUCACAAAGAGACUACAUAAGAAAGGUGGUCUGCAAAAGAUGUUUAUUCGUCUUUCAAAAUUGCUAAGAAGUGUUUCACAGACAAUAAAUGCAUAAAAUAACGUAAGGUGUAAUGUUAAUCAUGAAGAAUUCCUCCAGCUGUAUAUUAUGUAAAGUUGCAAACGUUAAUGACGUAAAGCAUACGACAUGUCUAACAUCUAAGAGUCCUUACGGUGAGAAGGCGUCACUGGACAAUUGUGUAAUAAAGCCGUAUAUAAGUCCCUCUGCAGAGAUUUCUCAGGACGGGACGGCUUUUGUCUGCAGUAUAAACACAGAAGCUCCAGAGAAAUGCCUCAUCCCAAAUGAUCCGCGAGCUCUCAAAGGAAAGAAAUGGGUGGGGUGACUCCUUCAGGAGCACACGCACGUCCCACGACCUCUCCUUGUGUCCACGAUCCCUACAAAUACUCAAGUCACGCUUCACAUACCUCCAUUAUUCAUGUCUACAUUUAUUUUCCCUUUCAAAAUGAUUUAUCAACUCUCUGGACUAAUUUUGCUUUUGCUGGAUUCAUCGUUAAUCUGUGGUCAAACAACACAGAAGAACAGCGUAGCAUUUGAAGGUCAAACAACACAGAAGAACAGUGUAGCAUUUGAAGACAGUAACGGCACAUAUGAGGACCAAGAGGAUUUUCAGGAUCAAGAACUUUACCAUCAUUAUGUUCACUGUGAUGAUGCAGUCAUGAUGGAGAUUGGAGAGAAAAACUGCUGCGUCAACUUCAAUGCGAGCAUGACUGAACUCGGAGUGGAGAACUGGUGUAAUGUGGAGAAGAUCGUGAGUUACCACGAGUUAACCGAGUGUUUGGAGAGAACGUCCAGGGUCGCCAGGUGUUAUUACCCCAAUCGUGUGGUGGAGCAGCUGUUCGUGGCGAUACAUCAGCGACACUUUCACUCGUGCAGUGAUGAAGAGGAGUUACCCGACGCCCCGGCCGGAGUGGUGCUCGCUGCAACCCUGUUGCCCAUCAUCCUCAUUCCCUUCAUAGUGUACGUCGUGGUCUGGAAGAGCAGUUUAAGAGACUAACGGUUUAUGCAUCAUGCCUCGGCAUCCUCUGAGUGUGUGUGUGUAGAUGAAGGGUCAAAGUGAAACUGGGUGUAAGUUCAUGUUCUUCACAAUAAUGUGAGUAUUGUAGCAUACACAAACUCAGUGGGCUGGAAUGGUUCACACACUAAUGACUGAGCCAGAAUGGAUACGGCAAAAACAGGAAGGGUUGCUCACGAUCAAGCCGAAGAUAUGCCUUAUAAAAAAUAAGUGUACUUAGGCAAAGUUCAAAUUCAAGUAUACUUUUUGUAGUAUGUACUAGUACUAGUAUUAGAAAAUGUACUUCAUGUAUUUAGAUUUUUAAUUAGGUCAAAAUUUAGUUUAUAAAUGUGUACUUUUAGGUAUACUUUAAGUAAACAUUGAGUAACGAGUUUACUUUACUUUCUUAUUUGCAGUUUACUUAUAGGACACUUGAAUAUUUCGUUUUUUUACUUUAAAAGGGCAAGUAUGUUUUUUAAAAAUAAAUGAAUCAAUUAAAUAAAGUGAAAAAUAUUGAACUAAUUUGUGAAUUCAAACAAUUGUGACUUGUAAUUAUAAAAUCUAAUCAACAUAAAAUAAAUAGAAACAGCGAAUUCAUUUACAAGAUUAGAAUGUGAAAUAGAAUAAUAAGAGAUAAUUUAUUAUUUGGUUUAUGUUUUACCAUGUUCUUUACCAAAUUUUAACAUAAUUUACAAUAUGUUUUACACACAUCCUAGACUUUAUUCUGUGUACAGUAGUUUAUUAAGUAUAUGAUAUGUAAUGUCUUGAGCUCUGAAUGAUGCGGUCUUGUACACAUGUGGUUUUGUAAGUAGUUUAUGUAAUUGUUUUUAAAAGAGAUUUGUUGGCUUUCAACACUUUCUUUGACAUGCAAACCACAUACAAAUGCAAGCACACAAAUGUAUGUGUUAUGUUUAUGCUUUGGCUAUGUAAACAUGCUGCAUUGUUUGUCAUUAAAAUAUUAUAUUUUUGUCUGUGUUGAAAUUCUUUAUCACCUUAAAAUGCAGAGACAACUACAGUCAUUUCUAUGUAGCUUUUUCUAAAAAAGUGUACAAACUGCGGCACAAUCCUCCGUUCGUUUUCCAGACGUUCCAGCAGCAACCCAACA